This is a messenger RNA of Fopius arisanus, 1801 nucleotides long. It is a transcript of the gene mRF1, whose product is annotated as mitochondrial translation release factor 1. Bases 355 to 1617 code for a protein of 420 amino acids. Gene Ontology annotation, molecular function: translation release factor activity. The transcript is spliced from 2 exons. The record is from RefSeq and is a predicted model, not a curated record. Lineage: Eukaryota; Metazoa; Arthropoda; Insecta; Hymenoptera; Braconidae. Gene Ontology annotation, biological process: translational termination.
CUUCGCCAUUGGCGUUAGCAAUCUCCCCUAUAAUCUCUGCUAUAAUCUCUGAUGCUAACUUGCGAUCAUUAUUUUGUUUAAUUAAUUAAAAAAUAAUGAAGGGUCUACCAAAUUUUUUAAUCGUAUUACAAUGAUGUACAAAGGUCCUACUAUUGAUCGAAAUAAAAAAACUAAUGAAUUUUCAAUUAUGUGGUGCCAACUACCUGGCCCCCUACUUUAGUUAAUCCUCCCGCUCAAAACCUGUUUUACUUACAGAUACGGGUUCUCUGAGCGUAGUUCCGUAGCCGCCGCACCGAAAUCCUUGCUGAAACGCAUCCAUGAGCCCUAGCAAUCUCCCCUGUAAUCUCUGUUCUUAUGGGAGUGUUUUCUAUCGAUCUGAUGCAAAACAUUAAAUUUUCAAUUCUAAGUAUGAUGUUUCUCUUUAGAAACAUCAAAUUUGGAAUAUGUGAUGUUCAAAACUUCGGCAAUGCCCGUGGUCAAUUUAGAGGGAUUAUCAGUAACCUAAAAACUGGAGUUCAUGUGAAUAAAAAGUAUAAUACCGGUGCAGAAUUGCCGGUUUCAGAGGAUUGUAUUAAAAAUUAUAUUAGAGCUAUGACCAAAGCUUAUGUUGAGAAACUGAACAAUGAGGAGUUUAAACAUCUAUUGCAGGUCAGGGAAGUCGUGAAUAUGUUGGAAGAUCGGUUGAAAAUUGAGGAGAACAUUAUGAAUUUGAAUGAUCUUGCAACAGAGAGCAAAGAAAUGAGCAAACUCAUCUCCGAGGAACAGCAUAUGUACAGAAGUCAGUUGACUGAACUAGAUGAUGAACUUUUGAAAUUAAUACUUACAAAUGUAGGUCGUGAUAAUUGUAGAAGUAUAGUCUUCGAAAUAACAGCAGGGGUAGGAGGUUCAGAAGCGAUGAUCUUCACAGGUGACCUUCUUGCAAUGUAUCAGAGCUACUUCAGCCGUCUAGGAUACUCUCAAGAACUUGUCGAUAUAAGCUCAGAGGGAUCAAUUAGUGGCAUACGUCACGCAAGUGUACUCGUCUCGGGAGAUCGCGUAUUUGAGACUCUGAGACACGAAGGGGGUGUCCAUAGAGUCCAGAGAAUUCCUGCCACAGAAAAAAAUGGUAGGAUACAUACAAGUACCGCCACAGUUGCUGUUCUCCCUGAGCUGAAUGAUAUUGAAGUCAAUAUUAGGCAGAAAGAUUUAAAAAUCGAAACGAAGAAAGCAACUGGCGCUGGCGGCCAACACGUCAAUACUACUGACUCCGCAGUGAGGAUCACUCAUAUCCCUACUGGAAUUGUAGUCGAAGCACAAACGGACCGAUCGCAGAUCAGGAAUAGAAAAACCGCAAUGUUGAAACUAAGAAAGAAAAUGUAUGAAGAAGAAUUCAAUAAGCAAAGAGUAACGACAGGGUCUCUGAGGAAGGAGCAGAGGGGGAUGAGUACAAGAAAUGAAAAAAUAAGGACUUACAAUUAUAGUCAGGAUCGAAUCACUGACCAUAGGAUUAGUGGAGGUACUCUGCAUAACUUGAAGGGCUUCAUGGCUAAUGGAGAGGGAUUGGAGGAACUCCAUGAAAAGCUGCAACGGCAACUACAAUUGAAAAUAUUCCAACGAGCUAUUGAACGGUGGAAGUAGGUAAAAAUGAGGAAUUAUUGCAACCAAAGGAUAUAAAUUGUCAAAAAAUAGAUUUCUUUGUGAUCUUUGUCUCUCCACAUCGUUAUUUCCACAAUUUUUGGUGACUUACAAAAUUUUUAAUUAUUUGUCAGUCUUGGAUAGAAUUAUUUGGAUUUGUAUUAAAAAAAAACAAAAAAAAAUAUAA